Messenger RNA from Armigeres subalbatus, 2080 nucleotides. RefSeq names its product RNA-binding protein 28. Lineage: Eukaryota; Metazoa; Arthropoda; Insecta; Diptera; Culicidae. The coding region runs from base 154 to 2061 and encodes 635 amino acids. The transcript has 3 exons. The record is from RefSeq and is a predicted model, not a curated record. Gene Ontology annotation, molecular function: mRNA binding. Gene Ontology annotation, cellular component: nucleolus.
UCAGUCGGACGAGCGUGUAAUCAGGUAAAUUAUAAAUAUUUUUUCUUUUACCUGCGCAUUUCAUGCCUUCAAAAUAUUUACAAACGUGUUUCAACAUUUUAAUGACCCACAUGCGUUCAUUGUUCCGGUUUUUGCUUCAAUAAAUAAACAAUCAUGAGUUCGGCCGAGGAAGACGAGAAACCGGACAUGGAUGAGCACAGAGGGUUCAGCAAAAAUGCGAUCCGUAAGCGAAGCCGUGUGUUCGCGCAUCACCAGUACCGAAUUAUUGUCCGCAAUGUUUCGUACAAAAUAACGGACAAAUUGCUUCGGACGGAGUUUGAGAAGUAUGGAACUCUCGAGGAGGUUAACAUCUUGAAACGACCGGAUGGUCGACUUGUAGGCUGUGCAUUCCUACAGUACACGAAACGGGAGGAAUCGGAUAGGGCCAUACAGGAAAUGGACGGAAACAUCUUCAUGGGUCGAAAGUUACAGGUUUGUUACGCACAACACAAAGGUACAUACAAAAAAGUAAAGGCAGAAACGGAAGUGAAACACGAAGAAAUCAAGCAUGAAGAGGAUGACGAUGUACAAGAAACGGAGGUAAAGACCGAAAGUGAUGAUGAGGAAGACGAUGAUGAAGAUGAGGAAGACGAUGAUGAAGAUGAGGAAGACGAUGAUGAAGAUGAAGAAGACGGCGAUGAAGAUGAAGAACAUGGUGCUUCCGAAGACGAAGAUACAAAAGAAAACAUCAAGGAUGAAAAACCUAAAAUUUCCUUCAGAGAGAAAAAUCACAAUGAAAUAGAGGAAGGUAGAACGGUAUUUCUCAAAAACGUCCCCUAUGAUGCAGAAGAGUCGUGCAUUAAAGAUGUCAUGUCACAAUUCGGCAUUGUAGAGAAAAUCCUUAUCAAUAAGGAACGCGUAUCGGGGCACUCGAAGGGAACUGCCUUUGUCAUUUUCAAACUUAUGGAUUCAGCUGAAAUGAGCAGGAAACAAAGCUUCAAAAUUCAGAUAAAUAAUCAGUUUAUUGAAAUUCUAGAAGCGCUGAAGAAGAAACAAGUACGUGAAAAGGAGAGCAAGGACCCAGUAUCAAAGGAUUCUCGAAAUUUGUAUCUUCUGAAAGAAGGCGUUGUUAUGGCUGGAUCGCCAGGAGCUAAGGAUGUUUCCAAAACGGAUAUGGCACAACGUUUGCAAUUGGAGCAGCGUUGUGCAGGAAUGCUAAAAAAUCUGAACCGAUUUGUAUCGCGAGAACGGCUGACAAUUCAUAACCUGCCGCCUAACUAUACAAAUAACGACCUGCGACAGAUGGUUUUGAAACAUGCUGGCAAAAAUCCACAAGAAUGUCGUGUUAUGCGUGAAAAUAAGCCAUCGUUCGGCAGUCCAUCUGGUCAAUCGCGAGGAUAUGGAUUUUUGUCCUUCAAAACGCAUGCAAUCGCCUUGGAUGUUUUGAGGAAAUUGAAUAACAAUCCGUCAGUUUUCAAUAAAAAUCGCAGACCCAUCGUUUCCUUCAGCAUCGAGGACCGAAAAGUACACAACAUCAAACAACAACGGCUUUUGAAAUCAAGGCUGAAUAACCCCACUUAUCAGCAAAAGCUAGAAAAAAUACGUGCCAAGAAGAUACAGAAACUUAUACAAAAGAAGGAACAACAAAUGAACGCAAAGGAACAAAUGGCCAUAGUACCAAGCACCCAGUUCUCUGCCAAACGUCAAACCAAAGCAGGAAAACUCAAACCUCCCCCUAAGGAACGCCGGCGAAACAUUGUCGAAAAUACCGAGGAGUUUAGUGGAGAAGUUUCACGCCAGGGCAAGGUUGGUAUCAGAUCCAACAGGAAGAUCAACACUCAAGCGGAGGCACAUAUGUCCCGACUGAAAGCGGAGAAGAAGGAAGCUCGCAAGAAGCGUGUCAAACAGCAACACGAACGGAAUCGCAACCUUAAAGCGUCGAGGCGAGCCGCUCAGAAGCAGCCCAGGUUCUUGAAGCCGAACAAGGAGGACCAACAUUUCCAGCAAACGGUUGAGAAGUAUAAGCAGAUCUUCAACCGAGCGACCACUGUAAGUACUCGGAAUAAGUGGUACAAUGAAUGAAAAUGUAGUUAAAACAAGA